AUGUCGUCCAAGGACUCACCCGAUGCACGCUCGCCCUCGCCCGCACGCUCGCCCUCACCCUCGCGCCCGGCCUCCGCAUCCCCCUCUCCUGCACGCGCCCCGGCCUCAGCAGAGCCAUCGCCACAGCAGAAGCGAAAGAGGUCCGCCUCCUUCUCCUCGGCCUCAUCUUCUUCGUCCCGCUCCGACUCGCGCUCACCUCCGCCGCGGUCCAGGCGGCGCAGAUCCAGUCGCUCGCCCGACGCCCGCGCAAAGGAUGACGGGCGCAGCAGCCGCGCCCUCGUGGCUGCGGCCAAGCGCGAGGAGGAGGACAAGGCAACAGCGGCAGAGAAACGCACAGCCGAAAAGGGCGAGCAGCUGAGGUCGGCGCUCGCCAAGCUCUCCGCGACCAAGGCUGGUGGAGCGUACAUCCCGCCCGCCCGCCUCAAGGCGCUCAUGGCCGAGGCGGCCGCCGCAGACCCGGGUAGCGUCGAGUACCAGCGGAUGAGCUGGGACGCGCUCAAGAAGAGCAUCACCGGUCUCGUCAACAAGGUCGCCGCCGACAACAUCAAGAACAUCGUCCCCGAGCUUUUCGGCGGCGCCAACCUCAUCCGAGGCCGCGGCCUCUUCUGCCGCUCCAUCAUGCGCGCUCAGGGCCUCUCGCUGCCCUUCACGCCAGUGUUUGCCGCCCUCGCCGCCAUCGUCAAUACCAAGCUGCCGAUGGUGGGCGAGCUGCUGGUGACGCGCCUCGUCUCCCAGUUCCGCAGGUCGUUUAAGCGUAACGACAAGCCCGUCUGCAACUCGACCGCCAUGUUCAUAGCCCAUCUGGUCAACCAGCGCGUGGCGCACGAGCUGCUCGCCCUCGAGAUCCUCGUCCUGCUGCUCGAGAAGCCCACAGACGACAGCGUCGAGAUCGCCGUCAGCUUCAUGCGCGAGGUCGGCGCCUUCCUCGCCGAAGAGGCGCCCAAGGCCAACAACAGCAUCUUUGACCGCUUCCGCGCCGUCCUGUACGAGGGCGAGAUCAGCAAGCGGGUCCAGUACAUGAUCGAGGUGCUCUCCCAGGUGCGCCGCGACGGCUUCAAGGACAACCCGCGCAUCCCCGAGGCCCUCGACCUGGUCGAGGAGGACGACCAGAUCACGCACCGCAUCGGUCUCGACGACGAGCUCAACGUCGAGGAGGGCCUCAACGUGUUCAAGAAGGACCCCGACUUCCUGGACAACGAGGAAAAGUACCGCGAGAUCAAGGCCGAGAUCCUGGGCGAGGACGAGGACAGCGACGAGGGCAGCUCGGGGUCGUCGUCGGGCGACGAGUCGGACAGCGAGAGCAGCGACAGCGACGACGCCGAGGACCUGCAGGCCAAGGUCGACAUCCAGGACCGGACCGAGACGAACCUCGUCAACCUGAGGAGGACCAUCUACCUGACCAUCAUGUCGUCGCUCGACUUUGAGGAGAGCAUCCACAAGCUGCUGCGGCUGGAUAUCAAGGAGGGCCAGGAGAUCGAGCUGUGCAACAUGAUCGUCGAGUGCUGCUCGCAGGAGCGCACCUACAGCAAGUUCUACGGCAACAUGGGCGAGAGGCUGUGCAAGCUCAACCGCAUCUGGUCGCAGUGCUUCGAGGAGGGCUUCCGAAACUACUACGACACGAUCCACCGGUACGAGACCAACCGGCUGCGCAACAUUGCGCGCUUCUUUGGCAACCUGGUGGCGACCGAGAGCAUCAGCUGGGCGUGCUUUGAGAUCGUCCACAUGAACGAGGAGGACACCACGAGCAGCUCGCGCAUCUUUAUCAAGAUCCUCUUCCAGGAGCUGCAGCAGCAGCUGGGCCUCAAGGAGCUGGCGACCAAGUUCAAGGAGCCCAGCAUGCAAGAGUACUGGACCGGCCUCUUCCCCACCGACAACCCCAAGAACACGCGCUUCUCGAUCAACUACUUUACCAGCAUCGGCAUGGGCGUCCUCACCGAGGGCAUGCGCGAGCACCUCAAGAACGCGCCCAAGCUGCUCAUGGCCCAGCGCCAGGCGGCGCUCAAGGCAAAGGGCCGCGGCACCGACAGCGACACCGAUACCGAUUCGUCGAGCGACCUGUCGAGCAGCUCGCUCAGCUCGUCGACGCUCAGCGACAGCAGCCGCUCCUACUCUUCGCGAUCCUACUCGUCGAGGUCGCGGUCGAGGUCUAGGUCGAGGUCGAGGUCGAGAUCGGCGAGCUACUCUCGCUCCCCGUCGCCGCGCAGGAGGCGGGGUCGGUCGCGGUCCCGCUCGUACGACUCGCGCUCGAGGUCCAGGAGCUACAGCUACUCUCGGUCCCGCUCGCGCUCGCGGUCGUACAGCAGCAGGUCGAGGUCUUACUCGCGCUCGAGGACGCCGCCAAGGCGGUCCAACGGCAGAUCAAGGGGUCGUUCGCCUUCCCGAUCGCGCUCGCGCUCGAGGUUGAGGUCGAGGUCCUACACCCCGCCUCCUGCCGCCCCUCGCGAUCGCGGCAGAUCGUACUCGCGUUCGCCGCCGCCCGCCAAGCGCCCAACCCGAGACCGAUCUCUGUCCGCCUCUCGAUCACCAUCUCCGCCACCGCGGCAGGAGUACGGACGGGAGAGGCCGAAUGGGAAAGGCAAGGAGCGCUCAUUGAGCCCCGCCCGCGAACCGAGGCGGGACGGAGGCGGAAGGAGGGACGACGACCGCUACGAUGCGCCCCGUGCCGAGCGGAGAGAGAGGUACGACGACCGAUACCCGCCGCCACCUCGCGGAGGCGGAGAUCGGUACGAUGGCAGGGGCGGUAGGCGGCCAGAGUACGACGAGGGAUCGUACUCGAGGGGCAGGGAGAGGUACGACGAUCCGAGAGAUCGUCGUCGUUGA
Molecule: messenger RNA, 2820 nt
Organism: Pseudozyma flocculosa PF-1
Lineage: Eukaryota; Fungi; Basidiomycota; Ustilaginomycetes; Ustilaginales; Ustilaginaceae
Exons: 2
Coding region: 1-2820 (939 amino acids)
Biological process (GO): mRNA splicing, via spliceosome
Cellular component (GO): catalytic step 2 spliceosome
Molecular function (GO): RNA binding; protein binding
Source: RefSeq, a predicted model, not a curated record